Molecule: messenger RNA, 4325 nt
Organism: Labeo rohita (rohu)
Lineage: Eukaryota; Metazoa; Chordata; Actinopteri; Cypriniformes; Cyprinidae
Gene: znf271
Product: zinc finger protein 271
Exons: 13
Coding region: 74-3436 (1120 amino acids)
Biological process (GO): regulation of DNA-templated transcription
Molecular function (GO): RNA polymerase II cis-regulatory region sequence-specific DNA binding; DNA-binding transcription factor activity, RNA polymerase II-specific
Source: RefSeq, a predicted model, not a curated record
UUCCGGGUUGUCAGUUCGUGCAGACGUGCAUGAUAAUUGUGUGAUGAGACACAGGAAAGAUUUUCAGUGAAACAUGGAUCUGAGCAUAAACUCAUACAGUGAUCCGAAGGAAGUGGGCGUGUUUCCAUCAGCUGCUCGUAGUGCUGAACCACAGGAGUCGGAUUUAGAAGAAGCAGCAAGGACACUUGAUCUGCACCCAUCAGGUGUUUCCUGUGAUCUGGUUACUACAGACGACCACGCAAAGAGUCUUUCUGCCAGAGCGAAGCCUUUUCAGUGCUCUCAGUGUGGGAAGGGUUUUUCCCGUAUACAGCAUCUGUCCGAACAUGUCCGGAUUCACACAGGCGAGAGGCCUUUUGAGUGCUUGGUGUGUGGAAAGACUUUCACCAGGGAAAGAGACCUCAAGACUCAUCAGAUUGUCCAUACGGAUGCAAAGGCCUUUCACUGCACGAUCUGUGUUAAAAACUUCGCCCUCUUAUCCUCCUUGAGAAGACAUUUGCGCGCAUUUCAUCAAGGUCAAGAUGUCAGUACGGAGGGAAAGUGCUUAAUUUGUGUCGAAUGUGGGAAAAAUUUUGAAUGCCAGCUGGAGGAACAUGAGCUGACACACACAGGAGAGAUUUCCCACCGCUGCCCCGACUGCGUCAACAGCGUCGCACAUCUAUCCAGUCUCGUAUCUCCUGAUCAGACCUUCUGUGAAUCCGACAACAUGUGCCAUUUGGAUGCUAAUGACAGUGAGAGGCCUUGCAGUUCUGUGGCCUCUGAAGGUCUACUCAAGCACAUACAAACUAAUGCACUUAAGGACAGUAGCGAAUCACACUCUGUAGAACUUAUAGAUAAUAUUGAGAGCAAGGCACCUAAUGAAAACAUUUCUCAAAGUCAAGAGAAAGAGGCUGAGAGAGCUCCAUCUCCUUCAUCCGAACUCUCUCACGACUCUACACAUUCUGCUGAAAAGGGCAUUGAAACACCAAAUCCUCUUCAAGAGGAAGAGUUUGCAGCUCACCAGCAAGCGAGUGAUGAAAACAAGCCGCACCAGUGCAAUCACUGUGGAAAGAGAUUUCAUAAGCAAGCAAAGCUUCGGAUCCAUCUGCGCGUUCACACCGGAGAGAAGCCGUACCAGUGCUCCCAGUGUGGGAAAUACUUCAGCCAAGCAGUAAACCUUAGAAAACACCACCGUACUCAUCAUACGGAGGAGAGACCGUACCACUGUACACUCUGUGACCGGAGGUUUUCUCUCUCCUUCUCCCUGAUAAAACAUCAACGUGUUGCUCAUCCAGAACAUUUGAGUGUUGCUGAAAGGACUCGCUUUACCUGUCCGUACUGUGGAAAAAUAUUUGGACGACAUCAAGAUAUGGAGCAGCAUAAACGCAUUCACACUGGCGAGAGGCCGUUUCGCUGCACCGUGUGCAACAAAAGCUUCAGGCAGCGUUCUGUGUUGAUCGUGCAUCGGAAAAUUCACACUGGAGAAAAGCCUUUCGAGUGUUUCAUAUGCUUCAGGCGGUUUUAUGGUUCAGGAGAUCUGAAGACACACAUGGGAACUCAUACCGGCGUGAGACCUCACAGUUGUCCUUUGUGCUCCAAAAGCUUCCCGCGGCCCAGCAGCCUGCAAGCACACAUGCAGUCCCAUCUGAACAAGCUGCAGGAAGGUGAUGAUGUGACCGGCGGAGCUGAUAUGCUUAUUCCUGAGGAGGAGGACGAGGGUGAACUUGAUGACGUGGAAGGAGUCUGCGGUGUUUCUGCUUCAUCGCAGCUCUCAGCGGUGCUUUCUGGAAAUCUUGGAGCUUUUGAAGACAAAAUAAGCAUAGGGGAGUGUCUAUCAGAGACGAGAUUCAGUCCAUCAAUGAAUCAAGAUGAUGAUGCUGAUCAGAGUUCCAGUUCAGAACUGACAGAUCAUCAGAAGCCAUAUCAUUGUGCCAUAUGCAAUAAAACCUUCUCUCUCGCAAUUUCCCUGAAAAGACAUCAACUUAUAUUUCAUCCAGAUCAACAUGUUGACAAAGAGGGGAAGUGCUUCCCCUGCUCUUAUUGCGGAAGGAAGUUUGGUCGACGCCAAGGCUUGUUACAGCACGAACGAAUUCACACAGGUGAAAGGCCCUUCAACUGUCCCACCUGUAACAAAAGCUUCCGUCAGAGAUCGGCUCUGGUUGUGCAUAUUAAAACGCACACAGGAGAGAGGUCGUUUCUGUGUUUUGUGUGCAGUAAGAGCUUUUAUACCCCAGGAGACUUAAAGAAACAUCUAGAAAUUCACACAGGAGUGAGGCCGCACAACUGCCCUGUGUGCUACAAGGGAUUUGGACGUCCCAGUUUCCUCCGAGCUCACAUGCGCAUCCAUGAAAAAGCUCCAACAAAGAAGCAAAGUGAAACAGAGAAACCGACAGGUGGUCCAAAAGUCGACUUGCAAGAGAAGCCGUUUGAAUGCUCUCAUUGUGGGAAGAGAUUCAGUCAGCAUUGUAUGUUAAAAAUCCACCAGCGGAUUCACACAGGAGAGAGACCUUACAAGUGCUCUCAGUGUGGCCUGAGUUUUCGCUGGAGGAGAAACCUGAUAGCCCACCAGAGCGGCCACCCGGGGGGAAAACCCUCUCCAGUGUUCAAUGAAAUUAUGAGAUGGCUAGGGGUCUCUCAUACAUGCAGUUUGUGUUUGAAGACAUUUACUCAAGCAGCUGGCCUCAGGAAACACGUGCGGUAUGUUCACGAAGGAGAGCGACCGCACAAAUGCUCUGAAUGCGGGAGAGGAUUUGUUAAACUUUCCGACCUCGCACGUCACCAGCGCCGCCAUCAUUACGACCGGGGCGACGAACUCUUUCAGUGCUCGCAGUGUGAGCGAAGCUUCAGUCAUCCCAGCAGCCUGGUUCUGCACCGACGGACACACACAGAAGAAAAGCAUGAGUGCCCACAGUGCGAUAAGAUUUUCAGUCAGGCGGGACACUUGAAGGUCCACCUGCGCACUCAUACCAAAGAGAACAAACCCAAAUUCGAGUGCCCUGAAUGUGGGAAGAGUUUUGGCCAAGCUAAAGAUUUGGUAGUUCAUCAGAGGGUUCACACUGGGGAAAAGCCAUACCAGUGCCCUCAGUGCAAAAAGAGCUAUCGACAGUUUGCGCAUUUGUCUGUACAUCUACGAAGUCACACGGGGGAGAAGCCGUACCAAUGCCCCAUAUGUCUCAAAUUCUUUGCUCAUUCAUCAUCCAUGAAAAAACAUCUGCGUGUAAUGCAUGCAGAGGGGAAAAAUUUACCCGUACCAAAGGAAGUUGUGAAGGUCACUGUUGGCGUAGGCCCAUCUAACACAGCUGUAGAAGUUAAGCAAGAACCAGAGUCUGGGGAUGAAUAUGAAUGUCAAGUGAAAUCUGAAGAAAACUGCUUUGCUAUAAUGGACGAUGUGAAGGCUGUUACAGUCUCUUCAGCUCCUUCCAGUCCAGUAUCAUCAGUGACUUUUAAAGAUGAAAAAUGAAUGUGGAUGGGAAUGAAGGUUUCUCACCAACAAUCUGCCAAACAUGAGUGCGUUGAAGAACCUGCAGCAUCAACUAGUUUACUGAUGCCAAAAAACUGUUUUAAUAAGUAGAAUUACAUUCUACACUUACUCCAGGAGGUGAUCUCCAUCUUUGAAGACUGCAGCCUCCUUAAUUAUGAAGAGUCCAUGCUACUGUCAGUGCUCCUGAUCAGAACUAUUCAACCUAAAGAACUUUGUUGUGCUAUACAUGCACUUUUGCCAAAUGGGAGAUCUUAACCAAACUCAAUCUGGAGAGAAGCUUUGACAUUUGGUAUCUACUGUGAGUACAACUUCCAUCAGGCAGAGCACAUCAGACUUCAUCAGAGAAAUUUCCAGUUCUCAGACAUGCAGAAAUGACAUUGAUAUAGUAUAAGAUUCUUUGUUUAUGCUCCUGGAGGUCCACUUAAGUUCCAGCCCUGAUUAAACUCACCUGCCUGUAAUUUUUAAGUAAUCCUUAAGACCAUGACUGGCUUCUUUGGGAACUAAACACUCUUUUUGAAUAACCCUAAUAUAGUAGGAAAACUUGGUCAUGUUCUAGUAUAACUGUUACGAACAGGCCCACAUUGAAUCUGUGUGCUUGUCAUCCUACACAUUCAAUGCCCUUUACAUUUUCAUCAAUUAAGUAUUUAAGAUCCAUUCAACAUAAAUCCAUUCCACUGAAUUUUCCUAUAAAGUCAGUGUGGAAAAUGUGAAUUCUGCAGAUUCUAAAUCUGCUUAGAAGCCAUGCAAAUAUACAUCCACCAACUCAUUUCACUAAUAUGUUGUGUUACAGCACCCACCCAAGUUUUUGUAAUCAUUUAUUUCUUGUAUACGCAACAUCUCAGAUGUAAAUUAAAUGAACAAGUUCAAA